Puntigrus tetrazona (Sumatra barb) is the source of this 1434-nucleotide messenger RNA. RefSeq names its product glutamine amidotransferase class 1 domain containing 1 (gene gatd1). Lineage: Eukaryota; Metazoa; Chordata; Actinopteri; Cypriniformes; Cyprinidae. The transcript is spliced from 7 exons. Bases 210 to 851 code for a protein of 213 amino acids. The record is from RefSeq and is a predicted model, not a curated record.
UGCCCGGAAUCUUAUAAACGACGGACCACGAAAACAAGCAGCUGAUCAAACGAUCUCUGUUCUGUUUUUAUCGUACGUUUAAUUACUUUAUUACAUUUCUGUAUUGGUACGUUUAGGAGGGCGUUGUUAUCGUUAUCUGUUGUCGUUUUUAAUGCUCACUGUCUAUAAACAGCGAACAGCUGUCGAUUUGGUGAUUUAAAGUAUCUAUAAUGACAUCUAAACCUACGUGUCUAAUUGUGGCCAGUGCUGCAUCCGCAGGAGUCUCAGCACGAUCCUUCCAUCAGUGUUUUAAUUUGUGCAGUUCGGUGUUUAACCUGCAGACAGCGACACCUGGCGGGAAGACCAUAGACUUCACUGGCGUGGAUGACAGCACAGCCCGAUGGGUGCAAGAGUUCAGCGUCAAACCCUACGCCAGCCCAGCCAAGCUGGAGUCUAUCGACGGCGCCCGCUAUCAGGCCCUCCUUAUCCCCGACUGUCCGGGAGCCCUGAACGAUCUCGCCCACAGCGGAUCCCUCGCGCGAAUCCUGUCCCACUUCAUUUCUCACCAAAAGCCUGUGUGCGCUGUGGGACAGGGUGUAGCCGCUCUCUGCUGCGCUACAGAGGACCAGAAAUGGAUAUUUAGCGGCUACAGCAUGACCGGGCCCUCUGUGUUCGAGCUGGUGCGUUCUCCUGAAUUUGCCAACCUGCCGCUGAUUGUGGAGGAUUUCAUCAAAGACAACGGUGGAUCGUAUACAGCGAGCGUCGAGGACGCCGUUCACGUGGUGCUGGACCGCCAUCUUGUAACGGGCCAGAACGUUCAGUCCACAACAUUCGCCGUCAAUAACCUGACUCUGCUUUGCAACAGCAGAUAAACGCCUCAUUUGUUCAACAAGGGACCACACCAUGAAAUGUGAACUAGAAGAGUUUUUGAAGUGACUUUUGACAGCACAUUCACGAAUAUGAAAUGCAUGCCUUGGCACUCCAGUUUAAUUUGGCACUUAAAAUUUCGUUGAAUAUUUUUAAAUGUGCAUUUUUUUUACUAUAACAUCUUAAUUUGAAUGCUUAAGAGCACAUACUUUAUACGUAACUGCAUUUCAAAGCCACUAAAAUUACUAAAAACAAAAGCGCCACAUUUCAGCUUUUAAGUGCAUCAGACUUCGAUUUGUUAGUGCAAACGUUAUUAUGAUUUUCUUUGGUUAUGAAGAGCAUCGUUGUGAAGGAGGGGGCAGUUUAUACCCGAAUACGUAGCUCAUAAGAGGAACUGAUUCGUUCUGAGGUGUUUUGUUUCGCCUCGUUUUCUAACGUCCAAAAAUGAUGCCGUGCUGCUUCAACAAAGUUAUGAUUUGCAACGUAAAAGAAAUCAAAUCUGUAACGCGCAGUAUUAGAAACAUAAUACAGUAUGAAAAACCAAAUUGUACCUUGAAUUGUAUUCUCGAAUUAAAGAUUAAAAUGCUG